AUGCUAAAUGUGGCUCAUAAUGUCCGAAACACCUUUGUUGCCGUUGUCGGCGAAUUUGUAGGGACAUUUCUGUUUCUCUUCUUCGCAUUUGCCGGUGGACAGCUCUCCAACACCCCAAAGCCGGCUGAAGGCGCACCACCAAACACCUCAAAUUUGCUAUACUUAUCCCUGACAUUCGGUUUCUCACUUAUGAUGAACGUGUGGACAUUCUAUCGUGUGACAGGUGGCUUAUUCAACCCAGUAGUGACUUUGGCACUCUGUCUUUGUGGGGGUAUGCAUCCCGUGCGUGGUGUCCUGGUGUUUGCUUCCCAGAUGAUCGCAGGAAUUGCAUCAGCGGGUGUGGUUAGCUGUUUGUUUCCAGGGGCCCUGAAUAUCGGGACCCGCCUUGGUGGUGGUACUUCAAUCUCACAAGGUCUAUUUAUCGAGAUGUUUCUCACAGCCAACCUGGUAUUUGUUGUGAUUAUGUUGGCAGUGGUCAAGCAAAAAUCCACAUUCCUUGCGCCAAUUGGAAUCGGCUUGGUUCUUUUCGUGAACCAACUUGUUGGUACCUACUAUACCGGCUGUGCCCUUAAUCCCGCUCGAGCGCUGGGCCCAGAUGUUAUCAAUCGUAGCUUCCCUGGCUACCAUUGGAUCUACUGGGUCGGCCCUUUACUUGGAUCUCUCCUUGCUUGUGGCUUCUUUGGGUUCCUUAGUAUAUUUCAUUACGAGGCUGUCAACCCAGGUCAGGACUUUAAUGAAUGGGAGGCUGAUAUUCACGGCUAUUACGGAGACAAAAUGGGUCGAGCGUCCGAAGCCCAUUCGGAUACCAGCACCCUUCGUCGCUCGCAUCGCCAGGCUGGGAACAGCCAGUGUACGAGUAAUGAACAUGAAGGCCAGGCUACUGCGUUAGACAACAGCGAUAAUGGCGAAGGUCAGGUGUGA
This is a messenger RNA of Penicillium waksmanii, 921 nucleotides long. RefSeq names its product aquaporin-like protein. Lineage: Eukaryota; Fungi; Ascomycota; Eurotiomycetes; Eurotiales; Aspergillaceae. Bases 1 to 921 code for a protein of 306 amino acids. The transcript has 3 exons. The record is from RefSeq and is a predicted model, not a curated record. Gene Ontology annotation, biological process: transmembrane transport. Gene Ontology annotation, cellular component: plasma membrane. Gene Ontology annotation, molecular function: water channel activity.